Oncorhynchus kisutch (coho salmon) is the source of this 1870-nucleotide messenger RNA. Its product is annotated as serine/threonine-protein kinase SMG1-like. The annotation marks the transcript as partial. The transcript has 12 exons. Lineage: Eukaryota; Metazoa; Chordata; Actinopteri; Salmoniformes; Salmonidae. The record is from RefSeq and is a predicted model, not a curated record. Gene Ontology annotation, molecular function: protein serine/threonine kinase activity. Gene Ontology annotation, biological process: phosphorylation; nuclear-transcribed mRNA catabolic process, nonsense-mediated decay.
ACUGUCUCUCUCUCCCCUGUCUCUCUCGUCUCUCUCUCGUCUCUGUCUCUCUCCCCUGUAGCAGUAAGCUGCUGUCAGAGCUGCGUCAGGAAGCAGCGGUGUGCCUGGGUCUCCUGUGCACCGCUCUGAGCUAUGAAACAGAGCGCAUCUUCAAGUGGAUGUUUGUCAAGUUCAGCUCCAGCACCCGGGACGAGGUCAGGCUGCUGUACCUGGUGGCAGCGUACCGAGCCCUGGAGGCAGCCGGAGAGAGGAAAGCCUUCUCACCUGUCAUGCAGCUGGUGAUGAGUAGCCUGCAGUCCAUCCUGGAGAACCUGGACACGCCGGAGCUGCUGUGUCAGAGCGUCCACUGUAUCCUGCAGGUGGCCCGCUGCCACCCACACGUCUUCAGCACCAACUUCAGAGAUACGGUGGAUAUCUUGGUGGGCUGGCACAUUGACCACACACAGAAACAGUCUCUGACUCAGCAGGUCUCAGGCUGGCUGCAGAGCCUGGAACAGUUCUGGGUAGCAGACCUGACCUUCUCCACCACGCUGUUGGGACAGUUUCUAGAGGACAUGGAGGCCUACGCAGAGGACCUGGGUCAUGUGGGUUCUGGCGAGGCGGUAGACGAGGACAUCCCUCCUCCCACGGUGUCUCUGCCCAAACUGGCCGCCCUGCUGAGGGUGUUCAGCACCGUGGUGCGCUGCAUCGGACAGCGCUUCAACCCCAUUAGAGGACCGCCCAUCACACAGGCAUACGUCUCUGAUGUUUUGAACCGGGUGUUGGCGUGCGUGUCGACGGCCAAGCAGGUGUUGUUCUCUGAGCCGGUGUUGACGGCGGGGAACGAGUGUGUGUGUGUCCUGCUGGUGAGCUUGGAGCCGUCCGCACAGCUGACCGACGUCGUCAUCACCUACGGUCUGGACCAGCUGGAUGCCUGCCGGGCCUGUGGCCCAGAGUACAGCCUGGCCGUCCUCAGCCUCAUCACGUUGAUUGUGGACCAGAUCAACACUAAGCUCCCAGCGUGGUUUGUGGAGAAGCUGCUGGCUCCGACGUCACAGCUCCUGGAGCUACGCUUCAACAGGGACAGAGAGGUGAUGUCAGCAGCCCUGGGUGUGUACCAGUCUGUUUUGAGCCUGAAGAACAUCCCCAUUCUGGAAGCAGCAUAUAAACUGGUUCUGGGAGAGAUGGCCUGUGCCCUGUCCAGCCUUCUGGCACCCUUGGGCCUCUCUCCGACCCCUGGUACCCCCUCCCCGACCCCUCCACCCUUUCCCGGCAUCCAGCACCCUGUCUUUGCCCCCCUCACCCUCACCCCAGAGAGGGCAGAGUUCACCCUCAUCUUCAACCUGUCAGCCCUCACCACCAUCGGCAACACCAAGAACUCACUCAUAGGGAUGUGGGCUCUGUCUCCGACGGUGUUUGCGUUGUUGAGUCAGAACCUGAUGUUGGUCCAUUCUGACCUGGCCGUCUACCACCCUGCUGUACAAUAUGCUGUGUUGUAUACCCUGUACUCACACUGUACCAGACAUGAUCACUUCAUCUCGUCCAGCCUGUCCUCCUCCUCCCCUUCUCUGUUUGACGGGGCGGUCAUCAGCACGGUAACCACGGCAACCAGGAAACACUUCAGCACCUUGCUGUCCCUGCUGGGAGCCCUGCUGAGGAAGGAGCAGCUCUACACUGAGGCCAGGAAGCUGUUGUUGACGUGGUCUCUGGAGAUGUGCCUGAUGAUGAAGAGGUCUGAUACCUACACCCCUCUCUUCUCCCUGCCCUCCUUCCACAAGUUCUGCAAGGGUCUGCUCCACAAUGCCCUGAAUGAGGACCCAGUCAUCUGCCUGCAGACCUGCAACAGCCUUCAGGUCAUCUCCUCCUCACUCAACACAGAGCUGCUGCAGAG